AGCACUGUGCGGGAAAAACUGUGAAUGCAGCUGGUCACACUGCGACCAUGAAGCGAGGAAGAGCGGCGAACAAAUAAAAACAGUGAAAAAUCGUAAAGCCGACAAUUGAAUGGAAAAUAUGGGGGACCAACUGAUCUUGGCCACCGGCGGAUACGAUCACACAAUCAAGGUGUGGCAGGCACACACCGGUAAUUGUAUUAAAACGAUGCGAUUCGUGGAAACCUCCCAAGUGAAUGCGUUGGACAGAACACCGGAUAAGACCAGAUUAGCGGCCUGCGGUUAUCAGUGUAUCCGUUUAUAUGACCUGGAAUCGAACUGCACGGCGCCGGUCAUCAAUUUCGAUGGCGUGCAGAAAAACGUGACCCGUUUGGGCUUCCAGGAGGACGGCAAUUGGAUGUUCACCGCCGGCGAGGAUCAUCACGUUAGGAUCUGGGACAUGAUCUCGGCCCCGCCGCACUGUUCCCGCGUUUUUGAUUGUGAGGCGCCUGUGAAUGCGGCCUGCCUGCAUCCGAAUCAAGUGGAAAUCGGCAUGGGAUCCCAGAAUGGAAGUGUUUUUCUGUGGGACGUCAAGUCGGAGAAACACGAACGGAUUGUGCCCGAGGUGGAUGCCUCCAUACAGGACGUGGCCAUCUCCCCAGACGGACGCUAUUUGGCGGCAGCCAACAACAAAGGCAAUUGCUAUAUUUGGUCACUUACCAGCAGUCCGGAUCAAAAGAUGAGCACCCUGCGGCCCACCAAGAAAAUCCCAGCCCAUAGUCGCUACAUCCUGCGCUGUAAAUUCAGUCCAGACUCGAGGCUAUUGCUAACCACAUCCGGCGAUGGCACCGCCUGCAUUUGGAAGACCGAGGACUUCACCAAAUGGCGGGAGCUGUGCAUCGAAAACUGUUGGGUGUGGGAUGCCGCCUUCAGUGCGGACUCCAAGUGGCUGUUCACUGCCUCCUCGGACGGUGUGGCCCGCCUCUGGAAGCUGCAAACGAAGAGUCCCAUUAGGGACUAUACUGGUCACACGAAGGCCAUCACUGCCCUGUCCUUCAAGGACGAAAUUGUGGGCAAAUAGCAUGUAGCUCGUUAGUUAGAGUUAGGCAAUUGUAGGAUUAUGUUGUCCUCCCGAUUUGAUUGUCUCGUUAUGGUCUUUAUAGGGUAACCAAUUAUGUAUUUUUUUUAUUCAUGAAAUUUUGGUUUUUAAACAAAUUUUUAGAUCCAAAAUUUCAAGGCUUGUUUUGAGCAAAAAAACUCAUAUUUAGAAACUAAAAAAAUGGUUUUAACUUUGAACCCCUUUAAAGGGUUUUUUUUUUCUAAAGAAACCAAUAAUGAUUCUUUAGAAUUUUUUUUAGUAAAAUGCUCCUACUUCUAUAUCCUACAUUUUAUGGCAUUUAAAUGACAAGAAACUAUUUUCAGUGUACACUAAGCUUUCAAUUUUUAAAGAAAGAGUUUAAGGCUGAAAUUUUGAAAAUAUUCCCAUUUUUAUACAAAGAUUUGCCAUUUUUAAGGGCAUCUAAAUAAUUGUAAAUAUUAAAAAAAAGAAAUUUUCCUCUUCAAAUGCAAUAUUAAUUAGUUUCUUCAAUAAAAUUUAUAGAUUUCUGAAAAGCAAAUUUUUGAAAAUAAUUUUAUAAAACUGCCAGCAAUGUUUAGUAAUUUUUUUUAGUUAUAAUUGGAAAUAUAAUCGAAGCCCAAAGAGCCAGUGAGACAAUCAACAAGGGAUAAUGGCAUUUAAAAAAGCACUUAGGCUCUGGCGGAUAUUUUUGCAGUUUUUAGAGGCAGUUUAAAAAAUAAAUGGACAUCGUAGACAGACAGAAACACACCCAACCAGGACUGAAAAAAAAGAAACCAAAUACCAACCGCAAUUGGAACGCAAUUCAAAUUCAAUAAAACUUUUUACCAACAAGUGAGAAAUGGAAAUUAAGCGAAAAACUACCUCUGGAAAUGAGCGCUUGGCUUUUGUAGCGACUUUUUCAAUAAUAAUUUAUAAACCUUUGAUACAUAAUUAUUAUAUUACGACUAAAUCGUGGGUAUGCAAAUUGCAAUUUAAAUAAAAACCUUAUGGGCAUAAAUAUAAAUCAA
Molecule: messenger RNA, 2061 nt
Organism: Drosophila ananassae
Lineage: Eukaryota; Metazoa; Arthropoda; Insecta; Diptera; Drosophilidae
Gene: Lst8
Product: protein LST8 homolog
Exons: 2
Coding region: 110-1057 (315 amino acids)
Biological process (GO): regulation of actin cytoskeleton organization; TOR signaling
Cellular component (GO): TORC1 complex; TORC2 complex
Molecular function (GO): protein binding
Source: RefSeq, a predicted model, not a curated record